AUGGCAGCCAACAAAACCCGUCCUCCCCUGUUUCUCAUCCUCCUCUUGCUGGUCGGAUCGUUGAAUUCGACCCCAUCUUCGGCGACCGGCGGCGAGGGAAUGCUGAGCUCCGUCGCUUCCGAGGAUUGGCCGAUCGCGAUGUCCGUCUACGGCGGCGGCGACUUGGAUUCGGAGGACGGAGCGUCGGCCGAUUGGGACGGAGAAGCAGAGGAGGAAGAAGGGAGCAGCGGUAGCAGCAACAGGAGGUCGCUGUUCUGGAGGAGAUGGCCGUACUACAUCUCGUACGGAGCUCUGUCGGCGAAUCGGAUCCCGUGCCCGGCGAGAUCUGGGAGGUCGUACUACACCCACAAUUGCUACAAGGCCCGCACCCCGGUCAACCCUUACUCCCGCGGCUGCUCCAGAAUCACCCGCUGCAGGGCUAAUGUCGGCAGGGUGGGAUACUGGGAUUGGGAUUUUGGGAUCCAGGCAUUCUUGGUGGAGGAUGACCAUGAAAUGGAGGUUGAUACUGCAACCUCGGUAGUGCAAGCUCCUGUGAAGCACUCCCUUCCAGAGCUGGAGAUAUUUUCUUACUUGCUGGUCUUGAUAUUUCUGAUUGAUCAAAAGAAAUACAGUGAGGCUAAAGCUUGUUCAUCAGCAAGCAUUGCAAGGCUUAAGAACAUUAACAGAAGGACUGUUGAUGUUUUGGCAUCGAGGCUUUAUUUCUACUACUCCCUCAGUUACGAGCACACUGGUGACCUUGCUGAAAUAAGAGGUAACCUGCUUGCACUUCACCAGAUCGCAACUUUGCGCCAUGAUGAGCUGGGUCAGGAGACACUUCUCAAUUUGCUGCUACGCAAUUACCUCCACUACAAUCUGUAUGAUCAAGCAGAGAAGCUAAGGUACCUAUUUUACCUGGGAAAGAUUAGGACGAUUCAGUUGGAAUACACAGAUGCUAAGGAGUCCCUCCUACAAGCUGCUCGGAAAGCCCCCAUUGCAGCCCUUGGCUUCCGUAUCCAAUGCACUAAAUGGGCUGUCAUUGUCAGAUUGCUGCUAGGAGAAAUCCCCGAAAGGACCGUCUUUAUGCAGAAAGGCAUGGAGACAGCUCUGAGGCCUUACUUUGAGUUGACAAAUGCUGUCAGAAUAGGUGACUUGGAGCUCUUCAAAUCUGUGGCUGAGAAGUUCUCAGCGACAUUCAGCGUGGAUAGGACCCACAACCUGAUCGUCAGGCUGCGCCACAACGUCAUUAGAACUGGGCUCAGGAACAUCAGCAUCUCCUACUCUCGUAUUUCGUUGGCCGACGUCGCCAAGAAGCUGAGACUCGAUUCCCCAAACCCCGUUGCUGAUGCAGAAAGCAUUGUCUCCAAAGCAAUCCGAGAUGGCGCGAUCGACGCGACAAUUGAUCAUGCGAAGGGGUGGAUGGUGUCUAAGGAGACUGGGGACAUUUACUCGACGAAUGAGCCACAGAUGGCAUUCAACUCGAGGAUUGCCUUCUGCCUCAACAUGCACAACGAAGCUGUCCGUGCACUCCGCUUCCCUCCCAACUCCCACAAGGAGAAGGAGAUUGCUGAGAAGAGGAGGGAGAGACAGCAGCAAGAGCAGGAGCUUGCCAAGCACAUCGCGGAAGAAGAUGAUGAUGAGUUUUAAGAGUUUGGAGGGAGCUUAGUCCAAUUUCUCAGUUCCAUUUGUGUUCUGCUAGACAUUGUUUACUUGUACUAGUAGGUGGUUUCACCUUCUGCAUAUUUAUAGACCAUCUCUUUGGCACGAUUUUCAGAGUUCAAGCAUUCUACUGUGUUCCAGUUAGCAAAUCAUUGAGAUAUUUACUUGAACUAGUAGGUGCACAGUAUCACCUGCUUUUUUGGAUUUGGUUCCAGGAUGCCAAAGGUUAGAAAGAAUGUAAACCUUCACCAUAUCAUUUAUCAACUAUCUUUUUGGUACAAAACUUCUGAAUUCAACCAUUGUUGGAACAAAGUAAAGGAGCAAGAUUACAUUGUCAACAUGUUUCACCAAAGAUUACUAAAUAUGCAAUCAAGUUGAGCUCAGCCCAAAUGACUUGACAAUGUUGCUAACUCUUUCUGCAAAAGUCCUUGAUGUGAUCUUUUUACCCGGUACGUGAAACGGGUUUGAGACAGCGUCAACAUAUGCAGCAUGGAACCUCCGGAAAAACU
This is a messenger RNA of Linum tenue, 2144 nucleotides long. Lineage: Eukaryota; Viridiplantae; Streptophyta; Magnoliopsida; Malpighiales; Linaceae. The record is from the annotation of a GenBank genome assembly.